Phalaenopsis equestris is the source of this 447-nucleotide messenger RNA. Its product is annotated as probable protein phosphatase 2C 66. The record is from RefSeq and is a predicted model, not a curated record. Gene Ontology annotation, molecular function: protein serine/threonine phosphatase activity. Gene Ontology annotation, biological process: protein dephosphorylation. NCBI's taxonomy places the organism in Eukaryota, Viridiplantae, Streptophyta, Magnoliopsida, Asparagales, Orchidaceae. Bases 1 to 432 code for a protein of 143 amino acids. The transcript has a single exon.
AUGAACAUAUUCUUAUUGCAGAAUUUCACAUCAAGGGCUGAUACGGUCUUUUGUGGAGUAUUUGAUGGUCAUGGUCCAUUAGGGCAUAUGGUAGCUAGGAAGGUUCGGGAUUCUCUUCCUCUCAAGCUAUGCAACCAAUGGAAAGCCAUUGUUGAGGGGCAGGAGAGCCUUCAGAAAAAUGACAGUUCGUCCAGGAGUAUGAAUUCUGAAGAGGCAUCCUUCAUUAGCAUUGAUGAUGAGUGGUCUGAGUCUGUAAAUUUUGCCGAAGAUGAAAAGCUGCCAGAGAUAUAUCACCCCUUAAAGCAGUCUUUCCUGAAAGCUUUCAAGCUCAUGGAUAAGGAAUUAAAACUUCUUCCUACAGUGGAUUGUUUCUGCAGCGGCACUACAGCAGUCACUUUGGUUAAGCAGGCAAGUGAUCAUAUCUUUUCUUAAUUCCCCUAUAGAAUU